AUGGCCCACACCAAGAAUACCACCAAGAAAUGUACUGGUGGCUCAGUGCCAUGCAUUCUCCUCAAGAUCUCAAGAGUGAAACUCUCUGGAGGGGACUACCAGGAAAUGAAGGCUUCGAGCACCACCAGGGGUGCCUUACCUGUGGGAGGUGGGGACUUAGAGAAGAGAAAUGGUCAGCAUGAGGCUUUGACUGCCACCAGUGAUGACUUAGAAAUGAGAAGUGCCCACAAUAAGUAUUGUAUACUCUGCAAGGAUGGUGCAGAGUGCUAUGAAGACAACACUCUCUUCAUGUGCAUAUGUUGUCAUAUUAAGAUAGAACAAAGUGCCACCUACUUUGGUUUCUAUACCAGUAACAGCCUUCCCUUCUUGGACAAGUUCCUAUCUAUCACUAGUGCACUUGAGGUGUCUGCCAAAGCUGAAAUAUCAGCAGCUCCAGUCAUUUUUAUUCACCUUAUCCUUGUCGACUUUGAAGUGGCUGGUAGCCCUUUUGAGUUUGCUCACAGCUUCCUUAAGCCUUACUACUGUGGCGAUGGCAUCAAAUAUAUUGAGGUUUACUAUGACAGUGGUACUGAUGGUUUGAAGAACUCAUUCAUCUGGGAGCGUGUUGUCAUCAGUAUGAAGAUGAUUCAAAGAGCUAUACUCAUUUCAUGGCUUGCAAGAGGCUGUUGUCUGUCCUGGGACCUUGGCAGCCACUCUGACAUAUUUCUGUUGACCACUAUCAAGGAGGGCAGCCUUAGUAUCUCUAGGUUUGCAUGGGUUAAUGUGGAGGUCUGUCCUUGGGGCAACCCCUUGCCUAUCCAAUGCAGUGGGUAUGGUAGGGUUAAUUCUUGGAGGUCUGCCUAUGUCAAGGACAGCAAGACUUACAUUUUUGAGUGCAAAAAUGACUCUUACAAAAGUGUUUUGGAUGAGCACAAGGUUACCUAUGUUUCUGCCAAAGGAAACACAGCCAAGAGGGCUACAAUCCUCAAAACCAUCAAGAAUACUAUAGUUGAAACUGAUCAGGCCAAGAAUCCUUCUAUUAUACUGCCAGACAAAAACUUUCGGAAGUUCCUGGAGGAUGAUGAAGACCAGGACCUCAAGGAAAAAAUUAUACAGGAAGGUCAUAAACUCCCAUCUGGUCCAGGGAUUGUCACUGUAGACAUGGUCAGAGACUGA
This is a messenger RNA of Suillus subaureus, 1155 nucleotides long. RefSeq lists its product as uncharacterized. NCBI's taxonomy places the organism in Eukaryota, Fungi, Basidiomycota, Agaricomycetes, Boletales, Suillaceae. Bases 1 to 1155 code for a protein of 384 amino acids. The record is from RefSeq and is a predicted model, not a curated record. The transcript has 11 exons.